This is a messenger RNA of Physcomitrium patens, 1654 nucleotides long. Its product is annotated as GDT1-like protein 3. Gene Ontology annotation, biological process: calcium ion transmembrane transport; Golgi calcium ion transport; Golgi calcium ion homeostasis. Gene Ontology annotation, cellular component: Golgi apparatus. The record is from RefSeq and is a predicted model, not a curated record. Lineage: Eukaryota; Viridiplantae; Streptophyta; Bryopsida; Funariales; Funariaceae. Gene Ontology annotation, molecular function: manganese ion transmembrane transporter activity; calcium ion transmembrane transporter activity.
UGUUGUACCAUGAAUUAAAAGGUCUAUCUCGAGUCAAGGUUAAUGAGUGAAAGUGUCGACCUGGAGCGUAGAGCAGGACUCUAGAAUUGCCAGCCGAGCUUCACAUUUCGAACGAGGGUCUGUAGGAACAGGUCAUGAGGCAGUCAUGCCUGAGACUUGGAAACCUGAUGGUACGUGGAAAGAGGAGAAGUAGAAGCAGGAGGAGAAGGAAGAGGAAGAGCAGGCUUCUCUCUAAUCUGCGCAAGCUUUGAGGGGAAGUCGGCAGAGAGGGUACGCUUUAUGGGUCAGAGCGGAACCGAGCCAGUUCGUGUGAACUCCGGUUGUUGCGAUUCGAGUUUUCGAAAUAAGCAAGAGUAAGGAGAGCUAGAACGAGAGCUGGGUUUUGUCCAUCACCAGGGGAAACUAAUAGAUCUGUCCAUGGCGUCGUCGUCGCGCGCCAUGCGCUGGAUGGUCUUCUUCGCCUUACUUCCCUGCUUAUUUGCACAUCAGUUGGAAAAUGGUGGAGACGGAGGUGGUGUUGUCUUCAGGGAUUUGGACGUUACUUGGGGCCGUAAUAAAUUAUUAAUGGACCAAGAUGAUGUAUUUCCCAAGAGGGUGAAACAGGAAGCUGGAAGACAUGAGAUCGCUAACGCAGUUGGAAGCAAUGGGUUCACGGAUGCCGCAUUCACAAGCCUCUCCAUGAUCCUAGUUAGUGAGAUUGGAGACGAGACCUUUAUUAUUGCUGCAUUAAUGGCGAUGAGACAUCCACGGGCCAUUGUGCUCUCUGGAGCAUUGUCAGCUCUUAUCAUCAUGACCAUUUUGUCAACUGGACUUGGCGUAAUUGUGCCCAACCUGAUCAACAAAAAUCUUGUCAACAAUUUCGCAACAGGACUCUACACUUUUUUUGGACUCCGGCUUCUAUAUAUUGCAUACACUGCUGAUAGCACUCCUCAAAAGGAGAUGGAAGAGGUUGAGGAGAAACUGGAAGGUCCAAAGAAGAAAAAUCUAGUUCGUCGCGUUUUUUCUCGAUUCUGUACCCCAGUAUUUCUUGAGUCAUUCAUUUUGACCUUUUUGGCAGAAUGGGGAGAUAGAAGUCAAAUUGCAACUAUUGCACUUGGGGCACACAAAAAUCCUUAUGGAGUGACGCUCGGUGCAAUUGCGGGACACUCAGUAUGUACAUCUGUUGCUGUGGUUGGAGGUCGACUUUUGGCAUUGAAAAUAUCACAGCGUACUGUUGCAACUGUUGGAGGCUUUUUGUUUUUGUUUUUUGCAGUGAGCUCUCACUUUUAUCCUCCAUUGUAAUUUAACCUCAUUUCUUUCAAUCAAAUAGAUACUCAAGCCAUUAUUUAGAUACUCAAUCCAGUCACAAGGGCCCCUGCACCAGUAUACCUUCUUCACAUUUAAAAUUUAUUUAUAACUGCCUGCUAUGAUGAUCAUCGAGGCAUCAACCCUAUCUAGCAGUAUCAGAUUAGAACAUUUGACAAUUGUGUACUCUCUUUUGCAACUAGUCUGGGUUCAGGAUUUGAAUUCUAACCCUUGUAGUUUUCGCUUAAAAAUUUCUGCACGCAAACAGAUGUCCAGGCAAGAAGAAGACCUGGCUUUAUUUUAUUCUUUUAUUCUUUUAUUUUGAUUUUGGUCAUUAAUUUGGAGGUGCACCAUGCAUUGUGAAUCUCUA